This is a messenger RNA of Plenodomus lingam JN3, 1014 nucleotides long. Lineage: Eukaryota; Fungi; Ascomycota; Dothideomycetes; Pleosporales; Leptosphaeriaceae. The record is from RefSeq and is a predicted model, not a curated record.
AUGGCUUCUUUUCAGGGUCGCGCAGACGUCUUGAGCGUGAAUGUAGCAGCGCCAGUGAAACGUGGCCCUCUAUCCGGACCCAUAUUCUCGCUGGAUAUCGGUGAUGCCUCGGGCAACCACCAUGCCUUCCAGUCUCUAUUUGCUAGAGACGUUGCGCCGAGCGAUUGUAAUGAUCCGGCGCAGAAGCGACGGAAAAUUACGAAUGGAACAGCAGUUUCAAUCCACCAGGUUGAGACCGAUUCCAACAAGAGUGUGGUAUUAGCCAAAGUCUCGCUGGAUCUAAACUCCCGAGUUCCAGCUGCUUCGCUACAUUCAUCGCAAAAUUUCGCUGCCGUUUCACUCGAAAGAUUCGACAUCAAUCCUCGGGCGCCGAAUGCCUUCCGCAUCGUUCUUUGUAACAUCAGGAGUAGGACAGGCGUUGAGGUCAUUGCCACCACCAGUACCGACUUUCUCGAAUCGGCCAAGCCACAUCUCGCAAUAGCCGCUUCAUUAUUGCAGAAGAAACCGGCCUUUCGAGCAGUGUUCUGCCACUGUCGAAUCGCUUCACCUGCACAAGGUUACAGCGCUUACAGGCUUGAGGUAGAAAUCAGAUGGUCUUUGGGCAUAUCAGUCGUGGAAGAUCCCGCCGUUACUGCUCACUAUAUGAGAGAAGACCUACAAUUACUGUCAAAGUACUUUCGAGACGGGGAUGUUGAGGAGAGUAGGGAAUGGGCGCUAUCAGACUUCUAUGAUGCGGUCCACAUACCACCGUUUGAUCUGGAGAUCUCGCCGCGCAUACGAGGGAGUCUCAUGGAGACAACUCUAUAUCCGUUCCAACAAAGAGCAGUGGAUUGGUUGCUUCGCCGGGAAGGUGUUACCUUUUCGUCCUUAGGUGAGCUAGAAACAUUCACGGAGCCAGCUCCGCCGUCGUCAUUCAGAUCGACCCAGGAUGUGACAGGGAGGCAGUGCCACGUCAGUAAUCUUCGAGGCAAAGUUGUUGCCAGUCUUGACGACGCCAAAGACGAUCCCUCAUAA